Messenger RNA from Schizophyllum commune H4-8, 1079 nucleotides. RefSeq lists its product as uncharacterized. NCBI's taxonomy places the organism in Eukaryota, Fungi, Basidiomycota, Agaricomycetes, Agaricales, Schizophyllaceae. Bases 35 to 1015 code for a protein of 326 amino acids. The record is from RefSeq and is a predicted model, not a curated record. The transcript is spliced from 3 exons.
GCUUCAUCCCUCGCUAUCGUCCUUAACACGCAUCAUGGCUGCUGCCACCCUCACCAGAGACUCGUUCCACAUGUUCCCCAACCAGGAGACCCCGUCGAGCUCCCCCGUCCUCAGCGCAGAGGCGCACGCGGAUCUCCAGCGCUACGGAGAAAAGAGCGCACGCUUGCUCGAGUGGUCGCGCGUUUGGCUCGAGCCCGCCAUGCCUCGCAUUCGAGCGCUGUGGGAGAACUUCAAUGCCGCCGACCCGCGCCUUCACGAGAUCGUCGCCUUCUCGAACGAGCUCUCAGACUUCAAGUGGAUAAUCGACAGCCGUUGUAUGCCAGAGGCGGUCCAGAAGCAACUCGACGAGAGAGCAGAAUCGGCCGUGCGCGAGGUCAACGCGUACUGGAAUGCGUACUACGACUACAUGGAGGAGUGCGAGCCGCGUGCCAUCGACCUAUCCGACCCCUCCGUCGUCUCCGCUGUGAAGGCCUGGUUCAAGCAGAUGCGAAUCUGCUUUGAUUCCAUGCUCGCGAUGUUUGGCGCCUCGGCCUUUGUCGAGAUGCAGCGGAGGCUUGGGUUCGCCGAGGGGUGGUUUGAUCUCGACGGCGAACGGUACUGGCGUAUCAUCCUCACGGGCUUGGUGCGUUACCUGCAGAACGGCGAAAAAAGCGAGUGGCCUUCGACUGCCGCUCAGACGAUCGACGGCGGGAGCGUUCGUUACCAACUGAGCAUAGACUUCGUGACCUUGGUGAUGCCACCCGAAAGAUAUCGCAUCGACUUGGAUUGUGUUAUGGAUCCUGUCACCCUUGGCGGAGUAGUCGGCAGCGAAACUUACGAAGCUUACUACGACAAGAAGCUGUCUGAGCAGGAGCGGACACAGAUCUUUGCGCAAAAUCUGACCAUUGCGAUAUACCAUGCCAUACGAUGUGAUGGUGUGGAGGACUCAAGGUCAAGGGACAUGAUGGGAGUCCAGGCAGUGUCGACUUUCUUAGACUUCUGGUCUCUUCUUCCUAAGGCAGGGAAGAAUGUGUAAAAAUUAUAGAUACCCACGUAAUGUAGCAACAACGACGCGAACUUCGCCGAUUGUGGCCGCGCAA